This is a messenger RNA of Tripterygium wilfordii, 1288 nucleotides long. Its product is annotated as 11-beta-hydroxysteroid dehydrogenase-like 4A. The record is from RefSeq and is a predicted model, not a curated record. Lineage: Eukaryota; Viridiplantae; Streptophyta; Magnoliopsida; Celastrales; Celastraceae. Bases 150 to 1085 code for a protein of 311 amino acids. The transcript has 6 exons.
UGCUGUUGUCGUUUAGCUUGUGAAGCUAAUCACCAUGAUUAGUACCCUUCCUUUUGUCUAUUCAUAAUAUCAUAUACUAAUCCCUCCACAGAAAGCAAUUAGUGAAAGGGGGUUUUACUGUAUUGUUGUGAGUUGUGAAGCCAUUAGCCAUGGAGCUUAUUCAUGAUGUAAUGAACAUUUUAGUUCCUCUUGUUGUACUCAUAUUUCUCAUUUUGUUCUAUCCACCAUAUCUGGUUUACAAGUUAUUAAGUUUCAUAAAAAGAUCCAUAACCACAGAGGAUGUGAGAGGAAAGGUGGUAGUAAUCACCGGAGCAUCUUCCGGCAUCGGCGAGCAUAUUGCUUAUGAGUACGCCAAGAGAGGAGCUCGUCUAGUCCUUGCUGCGCGAAGGGAGGAUCGCCUUCUAGCAGUUGCUGAUAAAGCUCUGAAGCUUGGCUGCCUCGAUGUUAAGGUGAUUCGUGCCGACGUUGCCAAGGUAGAAGACUGCAAGAGAUUGAUUGAGGAGGCUUUGAACUACUUCGGACGAUUGGAUCAUCUGGUUAACAAUGCUGGAAUAGAGCGACACAGUCUAUUUGAAGAAAUCAACCAAAUCGCCGACUUUAUUCCCAUUAUGGACAUAAAUUUCUGGGGUUCAGCAUAUUGCACCCAUUUUGCAGUUCCGCACCUGAAAAAGACCAAAGGGAAGAUCGUUGUGAUCGCUUCCACUGCUUCAUGGUCUCCGACACCAGGAUUAAACAUUUACAAUGCAAGCAAGGCAGCUCAAACCAGCUUCUUUGAGACACUUAGGACUGAAUUUGGAGGUGCCAUUGGAGUAACAAUUGUCCUCCCUGGAGUUAUAGAAUCUGAAAUGGCCAACAGCCAAACGUUGGCCGAGAUCGGAUUAGACAUCUUACCGAGUGAGUCGACCGGAAGAUGUGCCAAGGCAAUCGUAAACAGUGCUUGCCGGGGAGAUAUGUUCUUGACUGAGCCAUUCUGGGUGGGGGUUGGAUAUCUACAGAAGGUGUUGUGCUCUGAGUUCACUGAGUGGCAAUACCAUAAACAUUUUGUCAAGAAAUUACAGAAACAUCACGCAGGAAAGAAAAACUAGUAUACUGCUGAGAUUUUUCUUGAACAAAAUAAAUGUAUUAGGACAUCCUUUCUUCAAAGGGUUUGGAAUCGGAACGGGGUUUCGCUAUUUCCCUCCGCUCUCCCUUUAUGUUUAUGAAAUCGAAAACUCUGUAUGUCCCUAACAAUUUCUUUCAUAACCGGCCAUAAUAGUAUUACGUUAUCUAAUUACAUUGAAUUUCGUUA